This is a messenger RNA of Coffea arabica (coffee), 1579 nucleotides long. Its product is annotated as trihelix transcription factor GT-4. The record is from RefSeq and is a predicted model, not a curated record. Lineage: Eukaryota; Viridiplantae; Streptophyta; Magnoliopsida; Gentianales; Rubiaceae.
GAUAAAUAGUACCAACAUCUAAACAACCAACAAGAAUUAAGACCGUCCCAAUUACUACUUUUCUCUCCGACUCACUCUCUAAUUAGUCCAGUAUCAUGUACGUGUCUGAGCAGCCCCCUCGAGCCAUCGACUUCUACAAAGAAGAAGAUAAUCCCGAAACAGCCACCGGAGAUAUGAUCAUCGAGGUCUCCACAGCCAACAACCACCUCCCUCCGCCCCAGCACCGCCAAGUCUUGGGCGUCGGAGGAGGGGGUGACACCACCAGCAGCGGUGGCGAAGACAACACCAAUACAACCCACCCAUUAUCUUCUUCUUCUGACUUAAAAGCCCCUAAAAAACGAGCUGAGACGUGGGUUCAAGAAGAAACUCGAGCCCUUAUUAGCUUAAGGAGAGAAAUUGAUUCCUUAUUUAAUACUUCGAAAUCUAACAAGCAUUUGUGGGACCAGAUUUCUCUGAAGAUGAGGGAAAAAGGGUUUGAUAGAUCUCCAACUAUGUGUACUGAUAAGUGGAGGAAUUUGCUCAAGGAGUUUAAGAAGGUGAAACAGAAUGGGGACAGAAAUGGGUCCGCGAAGAUGUCGUACUACAAGGAAAUUGAGGAGAUUCUGAGGGAAAGAAGCAAGAACAGUAGCAGUUACAAGAGCCCUCCUCCUACUUCUUCCAAUAAAGUUGAUUCCUUUAUGCAGUUUUCUGAUAAGGGUAUUGAUGACACCAGUAUUACAUUUGAAACAGUUGAAGGUGAUGGUAGGCAGCCCCUUAACUUGGAAAGGCGGUUGGAUCAUGAUGGGCAUCCUCUGGCCAUCACUGCAACAGAAGCAGUUGCAGCUAGUGAAGUUUCCCCCUGGAACUGGAGAGAGAAUCCUGGAAAUGGUCAUCAGAAUGCAUCAUAUGAGGGGAGGGUCAUAUCUGUCAAGUGGGGGGAUUACACAAAAAGAAUUGGUAUAGACGGCACUCCUGAUGGCAUCAAGGAAGCUAUCAAGGCCACUUUCAGGUUAAGGACGAAGCGUGCAUUUUGGCUGGAGGAUGAUAGUAACAUUGUCCGAACUCUUGAUAGGGAUAUGCCCUUGGGGAACUAUACCCUCCAUGUUGAUGAAGGUCUGACAAUUAAAUUCUGUCUGUACGAGGAAGCAGAUGACUUGCCAGUGCACACUGAGGAUAAAACGUUUUACAGUGAGGAUGACUUUCGUGAUUUUUUGUCUCGUCGAGGAUGGACGUGUCUGAGAGAGUACGAUGGUUACCGAAACAUCGAUAGCCUGGAUGAUCUGUGUCCUGGUGCAGUGUAUCGCGGUGUAAAUUUAGGGUAGAAUUAGCAGAAUUUAGGAACUUAGACCCUGAUUUGGAUUUCAAACAUCGUACCAAAACAAGAAAGUUAAUUCUCGAAAUUGCGCUUUGUUGGUCUGGCCUGCCCCUGUCUGGGACGCUGUUUGCGUCCCUAAAACGAGAUUUUAUGUCUGUUGGCUUAAUUACGUUUUGACUGCCUUGGAAGGUGGUUUGGCCAAAUGACUACCUUGUACCCCUGAAAGUAACUUCUGUUGAGUAUCUCAAGCGGAAUUAAUGAAGAGAGGAUAUUGUACCUUGCAAA